Macrosiphum euphorbiae (potato aphid) is the source of this 351-nucleotide messenger RNA. Lineage: Eukaryota; Metazoa; Arthropoda; Insecta; Hemiptera; Aphididae. The record is from the annotation of a GenBank genome assembly.
AUGGACGCCUUUAUGAUGAUACAACGAAAAAAGCUAACCAUAUUUACAGAUGCUAAAGACAACAUAUUGGUUAAUGAGCUCAAAAAGAUUAUUGGAUGUAUCAUAAAAGUAGCACCAGCAAAUCAACAACUUUACUAUAAAGAUGAAAUUAUGGAUGAGACAAAAACAUUAUCAGAAUGUGGUUUGAAUGCUACUAUUGCUAAAGCACAAAGUCCAGCUACUAUUGGUUUAGCAUUGAAGAUGGAAAAUGGAGAAUUUGAGCCAUUAGAAAUGGUACCAUACUCAUUGCCACCAGAAUUGCCAUAUGUUAUGAAAAGUCAAGAAACUAAUGGCCAAGAACCACCCAUGUAA